AUGUUGCUCUCCAUGGACAUCAUGAAGGUGCGGGACUGGACCUAUCUCGAAGAUCCCCCGCAGGACAUUGGCCCGGCUCGACACCUCCUCGAGGUCUACAGCAAGAUCCCCUACCAUGAUCUCGACGAUCACAUCCGUCGUGUUCGAGAGAAGGCAUGGUGCAUCUCCCAGUACCCAUGUGUUGGCCGAUGGAAAUUUCUCUACAUCCUAGAUCCCCAGGACCCUCGCUAUCAACAGGUCCUCUUCCGUCUCAACGUCGCGGGCUCUCGUGAUGUUCUCCUCGACCUAGGCUGUGGUGUCGGCCAAGUCAUCCGACAGUUUCGUGCCGACGGCACCAGGGGCUCCCAGCUAAUCGGUACCGAUUUGCAAUCCAAGUUCAUCGAUAUUGGUUACGACCUCUUCCAAGAUCGAUCAACCCUUGGGGCCACCUUCGUUGCCGGCGACAUGUUGGAUCCCGACGAUAAGCAGCUGGCCAGCCUACGCGGCAAGGUCACCAUCGUUCACGCCGGCAGCUUCUUUCAUCUGUUCAACUGGGUCCAACAACUCUACAUGGGCAAACGUUUGGUCGAGUUUAUCAAGCCCGGAACGCGAAACGCAUUGAUCUACGGCCGUCAGGUCGGCAGCAACAACCCAGGAGCAUCCAUGAACAGCGCUCGAUCAGCAUACCUCCACGACCAGGCCAGCUUCCAACGCCUCUGGGACGAGGUUGGAGCACUCACAGGGACCCGCUGGCAAGUUCAACUCGAAGCCACAGGCGAACCAGCCUCCAAGCUGCCGGGCUUCAACCACAACACGUUCCCCGUGAACUUCACCAUCUACCAGGUCUCUUGA
Messenger RNA from Ilyonectria robusta, 831 nucleotides. RefSeq lists its product as uncharacterized. Lineage: Eukaryota; Fungi; Ascomycota; Sordariomycetes; Hypocreales; Nectriaceae. The record is from RefSeq and is a predicted model, not a curated record. Bases 1 to 831 code for a protein of 276 amino acids. The transcript has 2 exons.